UUAAAUAAUAAAAUAAAUGUAUUUUAAGAUUUUUAAAUAAAAUAGGGCGGAGGACCGUUAUAAUUCGGAGCGUCCAGAAGCGGGUCAAUACUAGCCUGCCACCGUGUAUUUUUUUAGUUAACACGUGGCAGAUUUUCAUUGGAUCAAAAUAGUCUCAUAUUUUUUUCGGCAGAAAGAGUCUCUCUCUGUUUCCCUCUCACGAUUACACGUUCCAUCGAUUUCCAAGCUUAGUUAUUCGCCAGCGAAGAAUUAAAAAGACUGAAUUUUCCGGUGAAAGUUGGUGGUUGAGGACGCUUCAAAUGCCUUCAGCGGUGUCGCCUCAGUGGCAAGAGAAGGCUAGUGAUUUCUUUCAGUCGUCAGGGUUCAAGAUUAAAGAAGCUGGAAAUUCUGCUGGAACAUUUGUUGGGGAAGUUGCAAAGGAUGCAAAGGUAAAUGUUGCUGACGCAGCGGAAAAAGUCGGGUCAGUGGUCAAAAGCCGGUGGGCUAUAUUCCAGCAGCCAUCUACAAGGCAUGCCAUGCAGGAACGUUUUAUUGCAGCUGCUGCAACUACAAGCAUGUUCUUAAGGAAGGGAUUUUCCGAGACAAAAGAGAAGGUCGUUGUUGGAAAGAUAAAAGUUGAAGAGGUGGCGAAGAUGACAGCUGAAAAAAGCAAGAAUCUCCUGACUGACAUUGAGCGAUGGCAAAAGGGUGUCGCAAGUACUGAUGUGUUUGGGAUCCCAAUCGAGCUUGCCGUCCAACACCAACAGUCUACUACGCCGAUUCCAACUAUAUUGAUGAAAUGCGCAGAUUCGCUCAUAUUAUCAGGGCUGAACUCCCUGGAGUUGUUCAAGGCACAGGGCGACAAAAAGGUUAUUCGGCAAUUAGUAUCUUUCUAUAAUCAAGAUCCAAAUGCAUCAGUACCAGAGGGUGUAAGCUCAGUUGACAUUGCAGCUCUUAUUAAGUGUUACAUUGCAAGCCUCCCCGAGCCAUUAACCACCUUUGAGCUGUUCGAUGACAUCAGAAAUGCUCGUUCCAGCAUACAUUUAAUGAGGAAUAUUCUCAAGAAACUGCCAACUGUUAACUAUAUGACUCUGGAACUAAUUACUGCACUUUUACUUCGUGUUAGCCAGAAAUCUCUUCUUAACAAGAUGGAUGCUCGAAGCCUGGCAAUGGAAAUGGCCCCGAUUAUAAUGUGGCAAAAAGACCAUAGACCAGAGCACUACAAACAGUUUUGGAUUCAAACACCAAAACUCAAUUCUAAGGCAAGCUUGGAUUCUGCCUCCAACUACAGUGGAUGGGACAUGCUUUCAGAAGACGGAGAAAUUAAAGAUGCAUCGUCCUCGAUUCCACUUGACGAUGGGAUGCCGGUGGACUUCCAUGCUAUUGAAGUUAUACAGUGUUUGAUAGAGCAUCACAAUGCAGUUUUCACCGACGCAAACGAAACUGUGUGGUGAUCGUUUGAGUUUUUUUUUUUUUCGCCAGUUCCGAUAUACUGCACAGAUUUGUUUUUAGAUUGGUAACUAAAUAAUAUGCUGGAAAGAAGUGUCAGAAAUGUCUGUUAAAAUUUUCGAUAGCUGAAGUUUUCUGUCCAGCGAUCAGACACAAUUAGUGUCGUUUGUAAAUCAUUUCAGUCGUAGAUUCUGGAAUUCAUCGACAAAAUGGCGACAGGUCUACAUUUGUUUAUGUUUGAUACUCCAUUUUUAUGAAGUAGCAGUAUGUGCCAAAACGUUGUCCCAAUGUAAUAUUUGGUCAAUUCAUCAUUUACAGUCCCUCAAGUAUGUAAAUCGUCCCGCAUUAGUCUCUCAUCUUUAAAAUGUAACAAUAUCAUCCCUCAUCUCCUAAAGUUGUCCCAAUGUACUCAUUUUUCAAAACCAAUAUUAUUAAAUAAUUGAUGUAAAGAGGGGAUACUAUGUUAUAUUAGUUUUGUUACUUA
Messenger RNA from Erythranthe guttata (spotted monkey flower), 1912 nucleotides. RefSeq names its product small G protein family protein / RhoGAP family protein. The record is from RefSeq and is a predicted model, not a curated record. Gene Ontology annotation, biological process: signal transduction. NCBI's taxonomy places the organism in Eukaryota, Viridiplantae, Streptophyta, Magnoliopsida, Lamiales, Phrymaceae.